Molecule: messenger RNA, 4290 nt
Organism: Magallana angulata
Lineage: Eukaryota; Metazoa; Mollusca; Bivalvia; Ostreida; Ostreidae
Product: inositol-trisphosphate 3-kinase B-like
Exons: 9
Coding region: 1140-2474 (444 amino acids)
Biological process (GO): inositol phosphate biosynthetic process
Cellular component (GO): cytoplasm; nucleus
Molecular function (GO): inositol tetrakisphosphate kinase activity; inositol-1,4,5-trisphosphate 3-kinase activity
Source: RefSeq, a predicted model, not a curated record
UGAGAGCGACAGGUUUCUUUUUAUCUAACAAGUGACCGAUAGCUCAGGUUAGAUUUUGUCACAAACUGGCAAAUUUGCGUGACCCACAAUAGCAGCUUUAUAUUUUGUUUCCUGGAGACGCCAGGAAGAGCUCUCUUAGGUUGGAGGUUAGAUGGACGUAUAUUUACAGGGAUUACAGUUAUCAAUAUAUGUACAAAUCUGGAUGUGUCGUCUUUGCCGGAUAAAUAUACAAGGAUAUAAACCGAUGGGUGAAUUCAAUGCUCGAUAGACUUAUAGUUAUUUACCAGGCAUAUAUUAUAGAGACAACUAACUCUGUGAUCGACAGAUGACAUUUACAGUGUCAUUAACUCACUAACAGAACAGAUGGCCAAGUUAUUUGCUAGUACAAUCUAUCGACGUCCAUCCCUGACAUUCUGUGGUCUAUAUUCAGCCUGAUUUUGUAGUUUGGACGAGAUAGGUAGUGUCCGAGGCAGCCCUGGUUCCCUAACUCCUGUGUCUGAAUGCUGUCUGCAGAGUCCUGACUGUCAAUCAGAAUACAUCAGGUUGAGAAGAACCGGUAUGAGUGGGUGAGUGUACACACUAAAUGUGUCUGUCCAAUGAUGAAUUACUGAUAGAGAAAACAAUAGCUGCUUGUUGAGUGGGGCUGAUUGACCAACUGUUGUGUACAGAAAUUGUUUACACUGUGCCAAUGACUGCAGGCUAGCGAUGAUUCCACAUGAUCUCUGUUCACUUUUAUAUUACUUCACCACUGACCUUGGUGACUCCCACCUAUGUACACCUCACUUACUCCCGAGGCUUUUAAUGACUCCAGAUCAGCCUUUCAACAACAGUGAUAUGUACCCCUGCUGAAGUUUAAGUGGGCUUUGUCAACUGUUGGAUAUUUUACAGUUUUAUGGGACAAUUUUUGUGCUGUUUAUCAUUUGGUCCCUGGAUUAUACAGACCUUAUAAGAACCUGGCAAAGUCCAGGGUGUUUGUUUUUGUUCUGCUCUGUUUGAAUCGGUGUAUACAUUUAAUAGAAGAUUUUCAAAGCUCUAUGGCUCAUUCAAGUGAAACGUUCAUGGUCUAAAUAUAUCCACCGGCAUUUACUAUGUAGAAGACAGUGGAGUACCCAGAUCAGGUCAGAGCUUAUACACGCAAGAUGGAGCAAAGUGUUGAGGUUCAAACCUGCACUGAUCCUCAGAAUUGGGAGAACAGGGACUCUCAUGAUCGUAUCACAGACCACAAUGGACCUAUACUACCUAAUGGACAGUGUUCCAAAACAGACUGCAAAAAGCAUGGAAAGGAUGACAAUGUGAGAUUAACAAAUGGAGAAAAUGAGAAAGAGGCCUGUUCUUCUACUCCUCAUAUUGAUGCCUCCCUGCCCAAACCAGAGGUCAGCAACCCAGUAGGAAUCGAGACCUUUGACGGGAACGUUCAGUACCAGUUUGGUGAGCCUCCACCCUGUGAGUGCGAUGAAUGUAUCCUUGAGAACGGAGAUGAGAUCAAGCCCCCUGUGAAAAAAUUCAAUAGGCUAUCGGGAGCUGAAGGGCAAAGUUCAUGGAAAAAGAUCAGAAACAUUGUUCACUGGUCACCCUUUAUUCAACAAUUCAAGAAAAACAGGUAUCCUUGGAUACAGUUAGCUGGCCACCAAGGAAAUUUCCAGGCAGGAGAGCCUGGGGCUGUGUUGAAAAAAUAUGAUUCUCGAGAACAGAAAGCGUUUGAUAAAUUGAUGAAAGAUGUGCUCCGUUCCUAUGUACCAGAAUACAGAGGGGAUGUGCUAAAGAACAAUGAGAAAUAUUUACAGCUACAGGACCUACUGUGCGAGUUUGACUCGCCUUGUGUCAUGGACAUAAAAAUGGGAACUAGAACUUACCUAGAGGAGGAGCUAGAGAAAGCUCGAGAAAAACCCAAGCUCAGGAAGGACAUGUACCAAAAAAUGAUCGAAGUGGACCCCUCAGCCCCUACAGAGGAGGAGAAUGCCCAGGGAGCAAUAAUCAAACCCCGCUACAUGCAGUGGAGAGACGAGAUGUCUUCCUCCACACAUCUCGGUUUCAGAAUUGAGGGAAUCAAGAAAAUGGAUGGUGCUUCCAGUAAAAACUUUAAAAAAACCAAAACUCCAGAGGAGGUGAAGGAAGCAUUGAAGCAUUUUGUGGGAACUGAUCCCGAGGUCUAUUCUAGAUACAUUAAGCGACUAAAAGCCAUUCGUGUCACGCAGGAAUCAUCCGAGUUCUUCAGUGCACAUGAGAUUAUUGGCAGCUCUCUUUUGUUUGUGCAUGAUAAGUCAAAGCAGGCCAGUGUGUGGAUGAUUGACUUUGGAAAGACAAACCCUCUCCCAGAUCAUGUUAAGGUCAAUCACCGCAACCUCUGGGUCGAGGGCAAUCACGAGGAUGGGUACUUGUUCGGAUUGGACAAUCUGAUUUCCAUACUGGAGACAAUAGAACAGGAACUCCUCAGUGUAGCAGAGAGAGAAAACAGUAACAUUCCAUGUGAAUAGAAUCAUCAGCUCUGCUGCCAAAAGUGUUGUGAAAUAAAACCCCACUCCUCCCCCACCCCUUAAAUCUCAAGGGUCCCUCCCCGGGGAGGGGCUCUGUGUCUGGCUGCACAGGGCCCCACCCCAGCCAGUGUGCUCAGGGUCUGAGGUCCUGUGUUUAGAUGUAGUAUAGGGCAUACCUGAAUUUACUCUAGAAUUAAUCCUCAAACAUAUGAAAAGAUUGAAGGUAUGUGGAGCUGUGUGAUGCAUGACUGGCCAAGCUCUGGUGUCAAAGCAAUGACAAUUGAACGAUGAUUGGAACAGCGAGGGAUUCAACACAAACAAAAAGUCAAACUCACAAAUUAACUCCUCAACUUGGACAUUUUCUCAGUUAUGCAUGGGUGUGAGAUAAUAAGAUUAUAAUCAUGUAUUGUUUUACAUGUGCAAAAGAUGGUUUCAUCUGAUGUAGAAAAAAUAUACAUUUACUGCUUCUCUGUAAUCUGUAUAUUACCCACACAUGGUCUUUGGUUCUGCUCCAAUGAAACAUUGUCUGGAUAUCUGAUUUUAAAUGCAAUGAUGUACAUUUUCCCUCCAAUUUAGAAUUCCUUUUCUUGUGACAGGUAAAUCCUUAUUUCAUUUCCACACUUAUGUUUGUAAGUAAUAUAAUGCCAAGGUAUGUCAAUGUAUUGUUUUUUUUAUGUUAAGAAAUCAAGAAAUCAAGAUCUUCCAAAGCAGAGCAGCUGUAUAUCCAAGUUAAUGGUAUUAUUAUAUUGUACUUAACAAUUCUGAUUGGUUCCUUGAUCUGUGGCCCUCGUCAGCCAGACCACGCGAGAUGAUAUGUAUCAUAUAACAUGUAUAGAUCUGUGAAUUUUUUUUUUUUCAUUAUUCUAUUAUGUAUUAUAACAUGUAUUGUUACCAUGUAGCCAGCAUACAUAACCAGUCUUGGACAGGUUUGUUAAUUAUGGAAACUGUUGAUCAGAGUGUAUCGUGUAAUCUUGUGGGUGUUUUUUUUUUUCUCUAUCUCAAAACAAAGUUUUAUUGUGCAACUAUCUGAAAUAAGAAAUUUCAUGAUAAGUUUUGUUAUUACGUCAAAGUACUUACAUGUAUAUGAUAAAGAAAUAUUUGAUUUAAAGCCAAUUGGCCAUGCCUUUACUUGCCAUAUUGGUAUAAUAAAAUCAGUCCACAUAUAUUAUUGUACACACGUAUAUUUUAAAAAAAAGGUUCAUUUUGAAUGUGUAUAUGAAAGUCAAAUCAUGUCUCAGUUAUACAGGGGAUGGUAUAGCCUCUGACCUAACCUCUGGCCCCUCUUUUUUAUUGGAGGCUUGUGGACGACACUGGGCAGUGGAAAAAGGUGUCUGUCACAUGGCAACAGCAAAGUGCAAUAUUUGUAGAGUGCUUACCCCUCUUCCCCCAGAGGGGACUUCUUUACAAUCUACAUUGUAUAUAUACAUGUACAAGGUUUCUGUGUCAAUUUCAAGAAUGUAGACAGUGAUAAUGAAAUCUACGCUAUUUGUGCUGAUUUUUGUUUUCAUUAAAAUUGACAUUUUCUAACAUAAGGAGAUAUUUCUUCAGUGUGAUGUAAUGAAAAGUGAGUGGGGUGUUUCUGGGUCUUUCCUUGUUCUGUUUUAUUGAAUAACUAAAAAUCUAGCUAUAAAGUUUAACAUGUCAAGCAGGUGUCGAUUUCUUGGGAAGAGUGGAUGACCUUUGUAUAUAUAUACUGAAAUGUCAAAUUCAUGUCAGCAUGAUAAAUUUUCAUGUUAUAUUCUGCUUCUAUGAUGUUUUCUACAAAAUUCCGAAAACUUUGAGUUUGAAAUAUUUGAAUAAAGUUCAUAUAAUUUCU